UAAGUUUGCUCUUCGGUUUAACCUUGUGGAUUAUUCUAUUCCUUAAAGUCAUUAUCUUUCAGAUUAUAUAUUGCUUCAGGUGGAUAUGCAUGUUCAGCAACUUGACCAAUGUAUGAAAAAAUCCGAGGAGAUCCGCAAAGAGAAAGAAGCUGCCGCUGCUGCAUUAGAACUUGAGAACAGCGAGAAAGCCGGGAAGGCUGGUGAAGGUGGAAGAGGAGGGCGAAAGAAGACAAGGCUAGCGACAGCUGCGUCGACAGCAGCAACAUCAACAGGUGUGACUUCAAGUAAUAUGGAUUUGGAUCUGCCUGUGGAUCCAAACGAACCAACUUACUGCGUCUGCAACCAAGUUAGCUAUGGCGAGAUGGUUGCUUGUGAUAACAAUGAGUGCAAGAUUGAGUGGUUCCAUUUCGGCUGCGUUGGUCUGAAAGAACAACCCAAGGGGAAAUGGUACUGCCCGGAUUGUGCUACAGUCAAGAAGAGCAGGAAAGGUCGAUGAUUUGAAUCUUCAUGUCUGCUAUAAUCCAAACAGCUUCAUAACUACUGUAAUCCAAACAGUUUAUAUAUCAACCCAUGUAAGAUGUUGCCAUGUCAACUUUGUAUUGUAGAAGUCGUUUUGUUCUUUGUUUGACAAAAUAAAUAACUGAGAUUGGGGUAA
Molecule: messenger RNA, 655 nt
Organism: Camelina sativa (false flax)
Lineage: Eukaryota; Viridiplantae; Streptophyta; Magnoliopsida; Brassicales; Brassicaceae
Source: RefSeq, a predicted model, not a curated record